Nothobranchius furzeri (turquoise killifish) is the source of this 1213-nucleotide messenger RNA. Its product is annotated as zinc finger MYM-type protein 1. NCBI's taxonomy places the organism in Eukaryota, Metazoa, Chordata, Actinopteri, Cyprinodontiformes, Nothobranchiidae. The record is from RefSeq and is a predicted model, not a curated record.
AUGUGGUCUCAUAGAAAACAAAGUUUUGGCUGGAUUUGGCUGGAGUUUGACAUAUAUUUGUGUUUUAGCUGCAAACUGGGACAAGACUCUCUCCAAUUCGGACAACCAGAGUAAAAUUAAUGACUUAACCUUCCAUCCUGCUGGGCCACCAGAGUCACCAAUCACUGCUAAUCCUGCAGGAUCAAAUGACAUCUUCCAGUGUGAUGCACAGAGUCCUGCGCAGACAUCGGAACAGUGUUCUGUUCCAGUAGGACCUGGUGACAUUUCCCAGUCAAGAGCAGAGGGUCCUGUGCAGCCUCUCCUUAAGGUUUUCCCCAAGACGCAACAUGGCAACCGCAAGAGGGCAUUCAACGAGUCAUGGUACAGAGAAUACACGUGGUUGGAGUACUCCAUCAGUAGAGACUCUGUAUUUUGUUAUGCCUGCCGCCAUUUCUCCCUUCCAAAUGCCCUGUCUUCUGUAUUCAGAACAGAAAGUGGUUUCUCCAACUGGAAGAAAGCUUUGUGUAAAGAAGGUGGCUUUAAAGACCACUCUAAAUCAGACCACCACCAAAAUGCUAUGUUUGCAUGGAAACAGCAUGAAAUGACCACUCAAACAAAAUCAUGCAUGACAGAGUCUUUUAACACAGAGAGAGAAAAGAAAAUUAAGGAGAAUCAGACAUAUAUUAAAACUAUUGCAGAAGUCCUGCUUUUAACUGCCACACAGAACAUUUCCCAGAGGGGUCACAGAGAAUCUGAGGACUCGGGUAACCGAGGUAACUUUUUGGCUAUUUUAGAAGAAAUAGCUAAGCAUGAUUCGUUUCUAGAGAAGCGCAUGAAAGCUCAUGCUAAUGCCAAAUAUACCAGCAAAACCAUUCAAAAUGAAAUGUUGGAAUGCCUGGCAGGAAUGGUUCAAGAGGAAAUAGUGAGGGAAGUUAAACAGAGUGAGGUGUUCAGUAUAAUAGCUGAUGAAGCCAAAGACCUUCAGAAAAAAGAGCAAGUGUCACUGGUCAUCAGAUAUUAUUACAGAGGGGUCAUACAUGAGAGCUUUAUUGACUUCAUGAAAGCUGACAGCCUAGAUGCAGCAGGGCUCACUGACUUGAUCAUAAAAUGCCUUGAAAAACAUGGACUAGAAUACCGCAACAACCUGGUUGGCCAGGGCUACGAUGGUGCUACUGUCAUGAGUGGCAAGCACUCAGGUGUGUGUAGCCAAAUAUGCAUUUUAUGUGCAUUGUAA